Molecule: messenger RNA, 3358 nt
Organism: Spea bombifrons (plains spadefoot toad)
Lineage: Eukaryota; Metazoa; Chordata; Amphibia; Anura; Pelobatidae
Gene: KCNQ4
Product: potassium voltage-gated channel subfamily Q member 4
Exons: 14
Coding region: 408-2453 (681 amino acids)
Biological process (GO): transmembrane transport; potassium ion transport
Cellular component (GO): membrane
Molecular function (GO): voltage-gated potassium channel activity
Source: RefSeq, a predicted model, not a curated record
AAAGAGAGAGGGGGAUCUGCAGCAGAGCGGGAGUCCGUGUGCGGCUGUCACAGAGGGCACGCCGGGCACACUGUUGGUCGGCUGGAGCUAAACCGAGCUGCUCUCCUUCCCUCCUCACGGCGCCGAGCUUCACCCGGAUUUAGUGACUCGCUAACUUUCCACUGUUAUGGAGCUGAAACUUUCCCCACAACUUCUCACCUCCCAGCCCCCGAGUGUCCGCUCCACAGAAACCCCAGCCGCCCCGCUGCCAAGCGUCUCCUCAUCCCUCACCCCUUAAAUCCUCGGGACCCUCCGCUUCCGAAUCGUGCCCGGCCGGCAGAUCCUCUCCCUCUCCGGGCUCAUCCCUGCGGGACUCCCCUUCUUGUAAUGAGCUGAAGCCCGCUGCCCCCAAUCCCCCCCAAGGGACCAUGGCCGUGGGGGCACAGCCCCAGACAGACAAUGGCCGGGUGCCCUCCUUAUCCUUGGCCACGGUGCCCGGCCAGGAGAGCGGCAUGGAGUUCGUGGCUCUUACGGCUGUGCAGACGGACAGUGGCAGCCCCCGCCGAUUGGGGCUCCUGGGGACUCCCCUGCCGGGUCCACCGCGCACCUCAGCCUCGCACAAGAGGUACCGGCGCCUGCAGAACUAUCUGUACAACGUGCUGGAGAGACCCCGAGGGUGGGCCUUCGUCUACCAUGUGUUCAUAUUUUUCCUGGUUUUCAGCUGUCUGGUGCUCUCGGUGUUUUCCACAAUCCCCGAAUUCCAUAAUUUGGCCAACAAAGGACUCUUCAUACUGGAAUUUGUGAUGAUAGUGGUGUUUGGCAUGGAGUAUAUAAUCCGGAUCUGGUCUGCUGGAUGCUGCUGCCGUUACCGAGGCUGGAAAGGACGCCUCAGAUUUGCCAGGAAGCCUUUCUGUGUCAUUGAUUUUAUCGUUCUGGUGGCCUCUCUUGCUGUCAUUGCGGCAGGCACUCAGGGUAACAUCUUUGCAACAUCGGCCCUGCGUAGCAUGAGAUUCCUCCAGAUCCUGCGCAUGGUGCGUAUGGACCGGCGUGGGGGCACCUGGAAAUUGUUGGGGUCCGUGGUGUAUGCUCAUAGCAAGGAGCUGAUCACUGCCUGGUAUAUUGGUUUCCUGGUGCUAAUAUUUGCCUCCUUCCUGGUGUAUCUGGCAGAGAAGGAUUCCAAUAACCAGUUUUCAACAUACGCAGACUCUCUUUGGUGGGGAACGAUAACCCUGACCACGAUUGGUUAUGGUGAUAAGACUCCACGUACGUGGCUUGGAAGAGUCCUUGCUGCUGGCUUUGCACUUUUGGGCAUCUCUUUCUUUGCCCUUCCUGCAGGUAUUCUGGGAUCUGGCUUCGCUCUGAAAGUACAGGAGCAGCAUCGGCAGAAACAUUUUGAAAAACGGAGGACUCCAGCAGCCAACCUUAUCCAGGCUGCCUGGCGUUUGUAUUCUACUGAUGCAAGCCGUUCCUACCUCACAGCAACAUGGUAUUAUUAUGACAGUAUCCUGCCUUCCUUCAGAGAGCUGCUCCUUUUGUUUGAUACCUGGCAUCGAACGCGCAGCCGAAAUGGAGGGGUUAGGCUCUGUCAGGGGUCUCCUCGUUAUCACCCUGCCCCUUCCACUGUGAAAUCUGCGGCACCCCCUUUAUAUGCAGGGGAAAGUAAUAAAGUAGGACUAAAAGAUCGUAUGAGGGGGGCAGGUGCUCCAAGACAAAGCACACGCACCAAACAGUACCUGGCCCCCCCAGAGCGAUUAUCACCAGGAGCAGAUGCCUCCGCAGAAACUCCCAGUCCUACGAAGGUGCAGAAAAGUUGGAGCUUCAAUGACCGAACAAGAUUCCGAGCAUCAUUAAGACUCAAAGCUAAGCCACAACCAGAAGAGGGUGCUGGAGAAGACAGUACUGAUGAGAAGAGAUUCGCCAGUGAUCUAACCAUGGAAGAUGUAAUGCCAACUGUGAAGACCUUGAUCAGAGCCUUUAGGAUUCUGAAGUUCCUUGUGGCCAAGAGGAAGUUUAAAGAAACUCUUCGACCAUAUGACGUGAAGGAUGUAAUAGAGCAGUACUCUGCUGGACACCUGGACAUGCUUGGACGUAUUAAGAGCCUACAGUGCCGGGUGGAUCAAAUCAUUGGCAGGGGACCUAUCCCUUUUGAGAAAAAGCCCAGAGAGAAGGGAGAGAAGCCUCCUCUUGCAGGAACAGAUGCUGAAGCAGCUGAUGAGAUGAGCAUGAUGGGCAGAGUGGUGAAGGUAGAGAGGCAGGUGCAGUCAAUCGAGGACAAACUGGAUAUUCUGCUGGGCUUUUACUCUCAGUGUUUAAAGAAGGGUCCAGUCAGUUCUUUCACACUGACUUCCUUGCAGAUGCCACUCAUAGACCAAGAUUUGACAUCUGAUUACCAGAGCCCAGUGGAUCAGGAGGGCAUCUCAGUGUCAGCACAGACACUCAACAUCCCCUGCUCAGCCAGCAACAACGUGGAGUAAGGAAGACACAGUUCAGGGGUACACAACAAGGCCUCAUGACACCAUUUGCACUCAGAGGGAUGGGGGGUUGUGAGUGUAUUACCUCAAGGCAUUGCAAAUAAUGAUACCCCAAUCUAUCAAGAACUUCUGGCAGUCAUUUUAUUUCUGUGUCUUCCAAAUUAACAGGAUAAUCAAUAAAUAAUGAAUAUGCAAACAUCCAGAGGAUCCACUGUAAAUUGAACUUUGAUUCAUCUUGCCACAGAGUGUUGGAUAGGACUUGAAAAGCCAUAUGGGCACUCUGUGCCACUUUGCCAUAUGAAUGACAAACUUUGUGCCAUUGGUCUCUCAUGGGGCAAAGAGGAUGUCUUUCUAGCUACACGUUGACAGAAAUGAGCUGCACUGUGUCAAUGAACAUGAACACAGACCUUGUGUGUCAUAUAUUAUCGCUUCGAUAUAUUGUUACUAUGGUGGGUGCCACCUUUGACACACCCAGCCUCUAGGAAGUGCCUCAAAGACCUUAACAUGCAGAUACUGCUCAUGUCCGUCCUUCAUCUCACACAGUGUGUGUUGGCAGCAGGAGGCUUGGUGGAGGUUGGGUUCAUGUACUCAACCCCAGCGCUGAGGCAAAAAUUAGAAUUUUCAAAGGGACCUCAAAACAACACAACUUCAUCUCUAGAGGAAGAGGAGGAGAACAACAAAAACUCUGGCUGAAUAUUAAAAUUUCACCUCUGCGUGGAAGAAAGGUGAAGAGGUUUAGAUCCAAUAGUGUGAGAUGGACGGAUUUUUGUCUAUGUUUCUAAAGCUUGAAGCGUGUAUGUGUGUUUCUAGAAGUGUGUGCACGAGAGAAUGUGUUUGUAUAACUGCCCGCAUUUGUGUAUAUUUUGGUGUACACUUUUGCAAUAAUGAAUUAAAAUCUAUUCUAAAAA